Messenger RNA from Lotus japonicus, 2909 nucleotides. Its product is annotated as putative lysine-specific demethylase JMJ16. The record is from RefSeq and is a predicted model, not a curated record. Gene Ontology annotation, molecular function: histone H3K4me/H3K4me2/H3K4me3 demethylase activity. The coding region runs from base 230 to 2773 and encodes 847 amino acids. Gene Ontology annotation, cellular component: nucleus. The transcript has 10 exons. Lineage: Eukaryota; Viridiplantae; Streptophyta; Magnoliopsida; Fabales; Fabaceae. Gene Ontology annotation, biological process: chromatin remodeling.
ACUUUGCAGGGCACAACGGUAAUUUCAAAUGAAGCGGCCAUGUUGACUCUGAGAACUGUGCGUCUUCAGGUUCCAGCAAGAGGGAAGACACAACAACAACACACUGUCACUUUUGCAUUUUGACUCUCAACUCGCUCAACAGUGAUCACGCAAUCCCUUUCAAUCUUCUCGCUGCAGAAAUCUGGUAGUUGGCAAAACUCAUGUUUUGAAUUUCUGGGCUGCAGUGAUAAUGGAAGCAGGCGGAAAUCUUUCAGUUCCCCCUGGUUAUGUAUCCCUGACAUCUUUUAUUUUGAAAAGGGGCGAAAAGGUUAAGAAAAUUGAUGGAGCUGCAACCUUUCCAACUCCAUCUGAACAAGAGCCAACUAAAGCUGAUAUGAAUGACGUUGAUGCAUAUAACCAAAUUAAUAGACAUCGACCAUGGAUAUUGUUGGACCAAAGCAACCACAAACCUGAGGAAUCUCACACAGAACAUCUUACUAAGGAUCUCCCUUCGAAUACUUGUCGACCAAAGGGGACUGUACGUGGAUGUCCAAAAUGCAGUAAUUGUCUGAAGGUAACAGCAAGGUGGCAUCCUGAGGAUGCCAGAAGAGAAGUUCUGGAAGAAGCUCCUACUUUCCACCCAACAGAAGAGGAAUUCACGGACACACUUAAAUAUAUUGCAAGCAUAUGUUCGACAGCAGAGCCAUAUGGAAUUUGUCGUAUUGUCCCCCCUACUUCAUGGAAACCACCGUGUUUCCUUGAGAAAAAACACACAUGGGAAAACUCUGAAUUUGUUCCUCAGAUUCAGCGAAUUGAUGGGCACCUAAUUCCUCAUACCCCAGAACCCUCUGAUCAUAGUACAAAAACCAAGAGAAGAAAAGGUGUGGAAGUAGCCAUGGACUCUCAGCUAAGUAAUAGAAGCACUUGCACCACAAGUAACCUGAGUGUUGAAUCUGACCAUAAUUCUGAACCUGCUCCUAAAUUUACUCUCAAAACAUUUAAGAAAUUUGCCGAUGAAUUCAAGAUCCAGUACUUCAAUUACAAGGAUGAGAAUAAGAUUAAAGGUUCUGAUACAAGUUCAGCCAUACAUCAACACAAGUGGGAGCCAUCUAUUGAGAAUAUUGAGGGUGAAUAUGGACGGAUUGGUCAAAAUCCAACCGAAGAAAUUGAGGUGCUCUGUAGUAACACUAUGGAAGCUGGAAAUUUUAGCAGUGGAUUUCCAUCAGCUUCUGAUCUUCCGCAGGCAUACACUUAUCCUGAAUAUUUGAAAUCUGGAUGGAACUUAAAUAAUAUGCAUUCCCUCUCUGGCUCUCUUCUUUCUUUAGAAAGCUCUGAAGCUUCACGUAACUUUGUCCCUCGGGUUCAUGUCGGAAUGUGCUUUUCUCCACUCAACUGGAAAGUGGAAGAACACCAAUUAUACUCAUUAUGUUACAUGCAUUUGGGUGAACCUAAAGUGUGGUAUAGCGUCCCAGGAAGAUUUUCUGUUAACUUUGAAACGCUUUGGAAGAAGUAUCUUCCAGAUAAGCAUUCCGGACAGCCCCAUAAGCAUGAUAAUCUGGUUAUGCAAUUAUCCUGCUCCAUAUUGAAAGCAGAGGGUAUACCUGUAUAUCGUUGUGUACAGUAUCCUCGAGAGUUUGUUCUUGUCUUCUCUGGAGCAUAUCAUUCAGGAUUUGACUGCGGUUUCAACUGUUCUGAAGCCGUAAGCUUUGCUCCUCUUGAGUGGCUGAUUCAUGGACAGAAUGUUGUAGAGCUAUAUGGUGAACAGAGGAGAAAAACAUUAAUUUCAUACGAUAAACUCUUGCUCGGAGCAGCAAGGGAAGCUGUGAGGGCCCGAUGGCAAACUGACCUGUGUAGGACGGGCACGCCAGACAACUUAACAUGUAAAGAUGCUUAUCGAAGAAAUGGGAUAUUAGCAAAAGCUUUAAAUUGUCGCGUCAGGAGGGAAAGUUUGAAGAGGCAAUUUCUCUGCACUUCUUUGCUAUCACAAAGAAUGGAUAAGAACUUUGGUGCAACUUGUAAAAGGGAAUGCAGUAUCUGUCUGCGUGAUUUACACUUAUCUGCAGUAGGUUGUGCAUGUUCGAAUGACAAGUUUGCGUGUCUUGAUCACGCAAAACAGCUUUGUUCUUGCACUUGGAGCAGCAGAAUUCUCCUCUACCGUUAUGAUGUCAAUGAAUUGAAUGUUCUCUGUCAAGCUGUGGAUGGAAAAUUAAGUGCAGUCUAUAAAUGGGCCAAAGAGGAUCUUGGAUUAACUGUUCACUCAAUUGCCUCCAAGAGAUCAAAACAAACCCCAGAAAAUGUAAAUGGUUCAACACAGCCUUCAGAAGGCUUGAGGAAAGAACCUACGCCCCCCACAGUACUGGAUGCAAAUUCAAAGUGGAAACAACUUAAAUUGGAUGAAAUAUCAAAUAGAUCAGAAAGGAAACAAAAUGUAGGGGCCUCCCAAAUCACUGGGACUUCUAAUGGAACUUACAUUAGUUCUUAUGGCAUUCAUUCAAAAAUGAAUACACCUUUACUUCAUUCAACAACAUCCCAUGAGAUGAAAGCAGAAGAGGAAACAGCGGGGCACCAAUCUGCUGCAACAAACAUUAGCGAAGGAACUAGUUCUGCUGGAAUCGAAACUGAUAUGAAGCCACUUGACCGCAAGUUUACAAUGUCAAAGAAAGUAGGAGACCCAAAAGUAUCUUCUACAGUUUCUUUAGGUUCAAACUCUCGUUACCUGUCUCUUCUUCGAGAACAAGGAAGCGUGGUUUUGGAACUUUCCUCUGAUAGUUCUUCAGAAUCCGAUGACUCAUAAGUAGCUGAUGACAUUUUCAUACUAGAAAUGAAUUUAGUAGAGUCCUCUGUAGGUUUACUAUGCACUACUGGAAAUAUGACAUUUUGGAGGAUACAUCCAUAAUGAAUUCCAGAUAAUAGUAGUUUAUGAUUUUCAA